UUUAUUUCUCACUUGGAUUCACUCUUCGGCUCAACCGGUCACCUCUUCUUUCCUCUCUCGCUGGACUGGAAAUUCUGCUGGAAACUUAUUUUUUUUUACUUUUCAAGAAAGAAGAUAAGUUUCAUCUGGAAAUCUGCUGGAUUUUUGGUUUUCUCACCUUCUCUCCUUGGCUCAACUGGUGGUCUUCUUCUCUCUCUUGUGGAAAUUCUGCUGGAAACUUAUUUUUUACUUGGGAAGAAGAUAAGUUCAACCGGUCAAUGACCUCUUCUCUCUGCUGGAAAUUCUGGAAACUUAUUUUUUUACUUUCGAAGAAGAUAAGGUCGGAAUUUUGAAAGGGUGUGGUCAUCAUCGCGGUUUGGCUUAUCGGUUAUCAAUUCUUUUUGAGUGGGGGUUCCUAAAAAUACACAAUUUUCCUAUUUUACCUUCCAAGACGAGAAGAUGAAAUUAGAACGGACUCAAGUCACUGACCCCACGUUGGGCACGUUCAACUGGUGCAAGUUUAGUGCAACACAUAACGAUAAACGCGGAUUUAAAUGCAUCUUUAGCGAAUGUGCUACGAUUUUUCGAAAAAGGGAAGAUGCCCUCCACCAUGUGAACAAGUUCGAUUUGGAGCAACACAUCCGUUUUGGGUUGGUCAAGCCAUCCAACAAGUUUCGUCGCCUUUUUAUUGGUGAUACUCCUCCUCAAGAGGAUCAUGAUCUGGCCACCAUCAUGGGUCAAUCGGAGGCUGAAAUGUCCCAGAACUUCUACGCCAAGUUUGAAGAAUGCACUCGGAAGUUGAAAGAAACCAGUGUUGGGGAAGUAGACGUUUCUUCUUCUUCUUCAGAAGACGGGGAGGACGACGAUGAGGACGAUCAUACUGGCGACAUGCAAAUUGAUACGAGCCAAGUUGAUGCAUUCUUCGAUGACAGCGCGAUUCUAGAAGAUUUCGAGGGUUUGAAGAAUUUGAUGGAGACUGAACCCAGUUGUUUCAAUUCAAUCCUUCAAGCUCCACUGCGUGGCAGCUAUUUGCAUGGCAAGUAUGGCAAGUAUUCGAAGGAAGAAUUGCGGAAGAUGAAGUGGAUGGAUAUCUACGAUGAAGCAAGUGUUGGUGGAAUUACGAUCAAGACGAGUGAUCAGUUGAAACUUGAAAAAACGAGCGACAACUCGUCCAACAAAACGGAGGAGCGUCCUUGUUGCUCUUACUCUUCUUCUUCUUCUUCCUCUUCAAACUGUCCUUCAACUAGUAGCAGCAGUGUCGGAGGCAGGUCUUUAGGAUUAUUACAACUCUUGGAUGCCGGUUACAACGUUGGCUGCUCUUCUAGUGACAAGCCCAUCAAGCUAGACAAUAUUACUCUAGAAAGCAUGUUGGAAUCUAGCGCCAAGAUUGUGGGACGAGGUCGUAUUCCCUCGAGACGAAAUUGGAAAACUCUACCAAAAUUGCCAGAGAGAGAAAUGGCCAAGCAUCGAAGAGUUGUACACAGAGAAAAAAAAGCUCGGGCCGAACUUGAAGAAAAACAGAGGAUGGAAAUGGGUCAAGAUAAGGAUGAAAUCAUGCAACCUACGGAAGAAUCGUGCUCGGCUGAGACUAAACGACGGGUCAAGAUCGAGACGGAGGAGGAUAAGGAAAAAGAAGAUGUGCCUGUCGUUCGAAGCACGGUUGCACCCCCUCCAAUUUCUGCUGCUCCAGUUGCACCCAGAUCAACUUUUGUUGCUCCUGUAGUUACGCCCCCUUCAAUUUCUGUUGCUCCAGUUGCUCCUCAUCAAGAGGGCCCACUUUACUACUCGUACAGCUUCAUUUACGAGACUGGACUGAAAAAUAAGCCCAAAUUUGCACAAAGUGGAAAUCAAAAGCCGUACCACUGCCCAGUCCCGGACUGUCCAAAAACCUACAAGAACGCGAACGGGCUCAAGUAUCACGCCAUUAAUGCUCACAACCCUCCGCAAAUUUACAAAUGCGACCAGUGCAGCAAAUUGUACCAGACGAAGAGCAGUCUCGACAAGCAUAUCAAGGCGCACACUCAACCUCCUCGAGCAGUACCGGCGAACAGUUCUCGCAGCGGAAAAUUGCACCCACCAGCGCCCAAGAGGAAGGCAGUCGCAGUCACCCCAACGACAAGCCAACCUUCGGAUACUGAAUCAGAAACGGAAGUUGAUCACGGAACCAAGGAGCAGCAACAGGUUCAACAAACUAUCGUUCCACCACAACCACAACCCACUGUCACCCCCAUCGUGACCCCCAUGCCAGCCUGGGAGUCACCAAGUGCAUCGUCGUCGUCGUCAUCAUCUUCCUCAGGACUUUCUCAGUUUGAAAAUUACCCAUACUUCCAUCAACAACAUUUUGGACAACGUCCACCACCACAACAACAACAGCACUCGUCUGGUUCACUGUAUUCGAGCAGUUGUGGUGGAGAUUCUAUCAAGACUCCGGAUCACCGUGAGGUUGAAGAACUUCGUGCUAUUCCGACUUCCAGUCCAAUCUCGUUUGAUCUCGAUUUUGAUCCGUCCCUCUUGUCGAAUGAGGUUUUGGAAGACAGCAAUGAUUCUUCCGAUGUCGGGGCUGCCUUCCAGGACAGCAUGUUGUAUCCAAGCAUGCCGAAACUUGAGCUGGUCAUGCAUACGCCGCGUAAAGCGGCGCCACAGUACGAAAGGACAUACGGACUUCCGCCCCAACUGAAGCGAAAGGAUAGGUCAUCCGCUCCAAUGACGGCGUCGCAAAUGUACUUCCAUGAACGGGCUGGACCCCAGUCGAACAUGUACUAUCAAAAUUAGGAACUCAAUUACUUCGUCUACCAUUUAGUAUUAUUAUUCAGUCAAAACAAGUCAAGUUAUUCAGUCAAAAGUUAUAUUCAGAGCUUUAAUUGCAAAUUGGUGAUUUAAUUCUGUGAAUUUUAGUUAAUCAUGUUCAAAAAUUUUAGUCAAUAUUUAUUUGUUCUUGGGUUGUGUUUUGUGUUCCUGAAUUGUGUUUGCUUGUUAAAAUUUAUUUGUUUAUUUGUUCUUGUUUGUUCUCGAGUUCUGUUCUUAAAUCGUGUUCUUUUGUUAAAAUUUAUUGUUUUUAAGAAGUGCAACCUAACCAGGGUUUGCU
Messenger RNA from Folsomia candida, 3064 nucleotides. RefSeq lists its product as uncharacterized. The record is from RefSeq and is a predicted model, not a curated record. The transcript has 8 exons. Gene Ontology annotation, cellular component: nucleus. Lineage: Eukaryota; Metazoa; Arthropoda; Collembola; Entomobryomorpha; Isotomidae. The coding region runs from base 439 to 2751 and encodes 770 amino acids.